This is a messenger RNA of Monodelphis domestica (gray short-tailed opossum), 2671 nucleotides long. The record is from RefSeq and is a predicted model, not a curated record. NCBI's taxonomy places the organism in Eukaryota, Metazoa, Chordata, Mammalia, Didelphimorphia, Didelphidae.
UGACGCCACCGCGCACUGCGUGCGCAGACGCAGGCCCGGGGGAGGGAUCGCGCAUCCCCGACGGGAGGCCAAGACCAUCCGUCCUGCUUGGGGCCAUGCUCAAGUCUUCCGAGAAGACCUCGGCCUCGGCCGCGCAGCCUCCGGCGGGGGCCCGAAGAGGGGCCCGCCGAGCUGGAACAGAAAACUUUCACCAACAUCAAGGAGGGCCAGCGGUGGAAGGAAAGAUGAUGUCCUAUUUUGCUAAAGAAGUUCAGCUUACGAAAAAACAUGAAGAAAUACUAGCCCAGAGAUUACUGUUACUUCAAGAAAUGGAGAAUGAUCACGGUAAUCAGAAGACUGGAAAAAAGACAUCUCACGUAAAAGCAGCGAAGCUGGCCCAGAAGAGGAAUCGGAGCCUUUUGCAGGAUAUCAGGACACUGGAGAAGAGGUUCGAAAAAGAGGCGCACAGCCGGCCACCUCCCGAGCUGACGAAUCUGCAGGUACGACGGGGGGAGGCGGCAGGUCGGGCCGGCGGUCCACGGUCGGUCCGCACUGGGGCCCUCCAGGCUCUCACCCAGCCAGUUGUUGACUUUUUGUGCUGCGUUAUUGAGCUCUGCGGUCUCGUUCCGCAGAGACAGGAGCCGGAUCUAAGGUGAUGGCAGAGCCCUGCAAUGAGCAUUUCCCUUCAAAUCUGUGUCCUCUCGGCUGGAUUUAAAAAUAGCUCUUCACAGUCUCUUCACAGAAAGUUUUAAUAAGUGGCCUGAAUAUAUGUUUGUUAUGGAGUAUGGCUUCUAAGUGUUAUAUUCUGUGAAGCUCGGGAACAGAUUGGGGGAAAGUUUGGCAGAAACAUACAUUAUUUGAUAUACGAAAAUGUUCAUGAUGAAAAGGAAUUGAUUGCAGGGUUUGGGAGAGACGGAGGUUAUUUUUCUCUCGGAAAGAUGGGCUUUGUCUUAAUACUCUGCUGCCACCUGUGCAGCCAGGCCCUCGGGUUUGGGAGCGUUUAAACUGCCCUUCAGCCGCCCUGGAUGCCCGAGGUGGCGUGGAGGAGAGCUCACUGCUGGGGAGGGAGGAAGGCUUGGCGCCACGCGCUGGGCAGCCCUGUGAGCGCCAUCCUCUCGAUGGGCCUCUGUUGGAGUCCUCCUGCCUCCCUCUGACCAGUCCAGGCCUCCACCCAAGACGGCCGGCCCCAAGCCCCAGCCGGAGCCCGGGGUGGACCCUUGCCCAGCGGGCACAUACAUCCAGGCGUGUGUCAUGGGAUCGGGUCGCCCUGUGCUGGGUGACUUUUCUAAAAUCUCCCCAGCGCCGUUUCUGUACAAGAGUGAAUUUCCCAAGCGAGGAGGACACAAAUGUCCUUCCCGACCACAUCUUGGGGGUUCCGGCUCUUUUUAGCCUCAGCGCAGUCACCCCAAGAGCCCGGCCAGCUCCCGGGCUCUGCAGGUGCUGCCUGCACCAUUAAAGGAGAUGAAGCUGGAUGAUAUUCCUGGCUAAAGGCCUGGAGGGCUCCCUCAGGUAAGGCCAUUGGUGUGGAAGGUCAUGCUGUUGACUUGAACUUCCUUAGAUGAUUCAAGUCACAGAAUAAAAAAAAAUGAUGUUUGUACAUUGAAGAGUAUUUCUCUAAAAGAUCAAGAAUGGAUCCUGUGCUUUCUCACAAAAUUCCCCCCAAGCCCAGGCUAUAAAACUGUGCCAGCUGGGGUUUGUUGCCUCAUAUUUUAGCCUGUCCAUAAAAAUGAAGCUCAAAGCAGUUGCUGUUUUUAUGUUUCAAUAUGAGGUCUUCAUCCUGGAAAACCACUUUGUUCUUGACUUUUUUUGUGGCUCUUUGAGGAGGGGGCCUAGGUUUUGCUCCUUUUUUCAUCCCCAAGGCUUAGCACCGUGCCAGGCACACAGUGGGUGCUGCUUAAAUGCUUCCUGACUGAUUGACUAAUGAAAAAUACCAAGCAAAGAAAUGGACCCGGUUCCACAUAGCCCGUGCAGUCAGCCACAAGAGGGCGCCUCAAAGCACCACAAAACUUGAUCAAAAACCUGACAUUCUGCCAACCUCUGUGGUUUUGCUGAGAAAUUUGAAAAUUGAGGAGUAAGUAGCCAGCUUUUUUCUAAAAUUAACAUAAAAUGUUCUUUCGGGAGCUCACAUUCCACAUAUAUAUGCAUGUAUGAGUGUGUGUCUGUAUUUAAGGGAAUAAACAUUUAGACUGUUUUGAAAAGCCAAGUUCCAUUGCUUGUUUUGCUUUUUCCUUUUGGGUUUUGUUUUUUCAGAUUCUCUACUGGGCAUUGGUAGAAAAACAGGCCCCCAAGUGGGAGCAGGCUCUCCUAGGAAGAGCACGCCGUCCCGCUGGUGCUAGAAGUUGGAACCAGGCAGGAAAUGACCUCCAGGAAACCCCAGAGUGACGACCACCAUGAAGGUGCCCUUUCCCGGGGCCCAGGGCAGCAGCCCACCAGGAGAGCAGAACGUCCUGGACGCCGUCUCCAUCCAAAGGAGGCUGCUCAUGCAAGGGAAUGUGUUCCUGAUCCAUUGGACAAUUGGGAGAAUUUUAAGAUUUACUGGAAAUGUUGUCAAACCAGGAUUGAAAGGCGUAACCGCCUUUUUUAAGAAUGAUGAGAAUUGGUUUUACUCGUACUCUGUUAUUUCCCCAAAACUUUUAGGAGCGUCAGAGAACAUUUUGAAAGAUGACCUGAUUGAAAUAAAUGGUUAAAUGUG